UCUCAGCCAUUCAAUUCAAGUGCUACAUGUAUCAAACCAUACUUAGAUUAUAUAACAUACAUUAAUAAUCUUGUGUGUGUGUGUGUGAGAGAGUAAGAGUAGAAGAUUAUGGAGGGUGAAGAAGAAGUUUUGGAGCCUAUGAGUCCAAGUGCACAAUACUUGAGAAGCUCAGCGUUAUCACUCACAAUCUUUGGAGUUUUGGAAACUGAAGAUCAUAUAGAUAUUGAUGAUUCCAUGGCUAUGUCUCUUCUGAAAGAUCUUUUCUUGCCUAUAAAUCAUCGUUUCUCCUCGAUUAUGGUUACCAACAAGAAAGGGGUAAGGAAAUGGAAAAAGGUAGAGGUGAAACUCGAAGACCACGUCAUUGCCCCCACUUUCCCUAGUGACAUGUCGGUGGACUACUACGAUGAAUGUUUCAACGACUACUUGACCAAAAUAUCAAUGGAACAACUACCACAACAUCGACCGUUAUGGGAAAUUCACAUACUUAGAUACCCUACCAAGAAUGCAGCUGGCAAUGUUAUCUUCAAACUUCACCACUCAUUAGGCGAUGGCUACUCCUUGAUGGGAGCCCUCCUCUCGUGCCUCCAACGCGUCGACGACCCGUCGGUGCCACUGACGUUCCCGUCCCGGCAGCCCAGAACGGGUCCUGGAAUCCGUCGCAAGGUCUGGUUGCGACGGAUUCCUAGGGUUUUCACUGGACUUGCUCACACGACUUACGAUUUCAGUUGGAGCCUCUUCAAGAGCACCUUGAUGAAGGACGAUAAUUCUCCGAUUAGAUCGGGGAUCGAUGGUGUGGAAUUUCGGCCGAUUGCGACGACGACUACGACGUUUUCUAUUGAUCAGCUCGGGCAAAUCAAGAGGAAGCUCAAUGUGACUAUUAAUGAUGUCAUAACCGGUAUAAUAACAUUGGGAACUCGAAUAUACAUGCAAAAAGCAGAUGAAGAGUCAUGCAAAUCAAAGACAACCGCCCUAGUUUUGCUCAACACUAGGGCUAUUGGAGGGUACAAAUCAGUCGAUGAGAUGAUCAAACCUAAUUCUGACGUGCCAUGGGGCAACCGGUUUGCGUUCUUGCAUGUUCCUUUGCCUAAAUUGACUCAAUCGGAGCUUCUAAAUCCGCUCGAUUUUGUUAAGAAAGCUCAUCGGAUGAUCAAGAGACAGAAGAACUCUGCCGUAGUUUACCUAACUGGCCAACUUCUUAGUUUUAUCAAAAUGGUCAGAGGUCACGAGGCAACAGCUCGACACAUCCACGCAACAUUGAAAAACACUAGCAUGGCAAUUUCGAAUUUGAUUGGACCUGUUGAACAUAUGGCUUUGGCCAAUCAACCCUGUAAAGGACUCUACUUCGCAGUUGCGGGCCCACCUCAGAGCCUAUCUGUAACAAUGAUAAGUUAUGUGGGAAAAUUAAGGAUUGCCGUGACAGCAGAGAAAGGAUUUAUUGACCACAAUAAAAUGAAGUCAUGUAUUGAAUACGCCUUUGAGAUCAUCUACAAAGCUGCUCUUGAAGUUUAGACUACUGUGUGUGCUACACACACUGAUCUAUACAUACACAGACACGCUUAUAUGUAUUAUAGUUUAUAUUUUGUAGUACAUUGGAAAAUUGGGUAAAGGAAAAGGAAAUAUCAAAUAUAUGAUUUUGUGUAA
Salvia splendens (bonfire salvia) is the source of this 1641-nucleotide messenger RNA. Its product is annotated as wax ester synthase/diacylglycerol acyltransferase 3. NCBI's taxonomy places the organism in Eukaryota, Viridiplantae, Streptophyta, Magnoliopsida, Lamiales, Lamiaceae. Gene Ontology annotation, cellular component: plasma membrane. Bases 109 to 1509 code for a protein of 466 amino acids. The record is from RefSeq and is a predicted model, not a curated record. Gene Ontology annotation, molecular function: diacylglycerol O-acyltransferase activity. Gene Ontology annotation, biological process: triglyceride biosynthetic process. The transcript is spliced from 5 exons.